AUGCCAGACGAGGCAUUCGACGAGAAGGUCCAAGCUCUCCCGCCCAAGAUUUUCGAUGUUAUCGUCAACGUUACGUUCACCGUAGGAACCAGCAAGAUGGUCCUCAAGUCCAACGCCAACGGGCGGGUGAAGAUCGCAAGCAUCCAAGGAUGCAAGCCACAACUUCAUCUUUCGCUCGUCGACCGAGCAUCAAGCCACCAGUACAGAACCCACUUCUUCCGUAAGACUACCAUCGGCUUCAACAACGCCCGGGAUGUUUCCAAAUGGGUGGAGUCCCUGAAGCCAGGCACUCGAGCCCUGGUCGAGUCGGUCAAGCUCUCGCGGCCGGAUCUCGAGGUGGGUCGUCGGAUUUUCGCGCGGGAGGUGUUUAUCUGGCAGCUGGACUUGCUGGGUGAUGGCGGGACGGUGGAGUAUCGCUUCGGGAGGGACGAGGAAGGUGUGGUCGUUCUGUUCUGA
This is a messenger RNA of Saxophila tyrrhenica, 456 nucleotides long. RefSeq lists its product as uncharacterized. Bases 1 to 456 code for a protein of 151 amino acids. The record is from RefSeq and is a predicted model, not a curated record. The transcript is spliced from 2 exons. Lineage: Eukaryota; Fungi; Ascomycota; Dothideomycetes; Mycosphaerellales; Extremaceae.